AUGAUGGAAAUAACUUUCACUUGUAUAACAUGCAAAGUAAAAUUUGCUAAUGGUGAUCUUCAAAGAGAUCAUUAUAAAAGUGAAUGGCAUCGUUAUAAUUUAAAAAGAAAGGAAGCUGAUUUACCUCCAAUAACAUUCAAAUUAUUUGAAGAAAAGAAAGAACAAUUUACUGUACAAAAAAAACAGGAAAUUAUAAAUUCUACAACACAAGUAAAUACUUAUUGUGCAGCUUGUGGAAAAUUAUUUAAAUCAAUUAAUUCAUACAAUACACAUAUAAGUUCAAAAAGACACAAGGAAAAUGAAAUUAAAUUUAAAGAAAAACAACAAGAUACUGAAUCUGCUAUUGUUUAUACAGUUUCUAAGAAAAAUAAAGCUAUUGGAGUUACAAAAACUAAUGAUGUUCAUAUGAAUGAAAUUCAAAAAGACAAAGAAGAUAUGAUAAUAUCAGAUGAAGAUAACGAAAAUUCAGAAGAAGUUAAUGAUGAUGAUGAUAUUAAUGAAGAAGAUGCAAUACCUACAACAUCUUGUCUAUUCUGUACCAACAAAUAUAAAACAUUUGAUGAUAACUGGAAUCAUAUGAAAACAGUUCAUGGAUUUUUCUUCCCUGAUAGUAGAUUUGUUUCUGAUAAUGAAGCUUUUGUUGAAUUCUUAGGAUAUAAAAUAGGUUGUGGUAGAUUCUGUAUUUAUUGUCCUGAAACAAGGAGUCGUUUCCCAACAAUUGAAUCUUGUAGGCAACACAUGGUUGAUAAGGGACAUUGCAAAAUUGAUAUUGAUGGUGAUAAAAUUAUUGAAUAUUAUGACUUCUAUGAUUAUAGUCCACUUUUCGAUGAAAAUGAUGAGGAAUAUAUUAAUCAGGAUAAUCCAAUGAUUGAUGAAGGAUAUUCGUUAAUUUUACCUUCUGGUAUUGCUGUUGGACAUAGAUCAUUACAAAAGUACUAUAGACAAAACCUUAGACAUUCAAAUGAAUUAGUAGUUUAUUCAGGUAACCAUGAUAAUAUCAAAAAGUUUUCAAAUAUGAAAGCUAUUGGUACUGGUGAACCAACAACUCCAGAGAUUAAAUCACGUGCCAGAGAUAUGAAAUUCUUGAGAAAACUUAAAGAAAAAUACAUUAUGCAAUUAGGUAUUAAAAGUAAUAAGCUGUUUAAAUCUAAAGGAGCUCAAGGACAAGCUAGAAAUUAA
This is a messenger RNA of Strongyloides ratti, 1179 nucleotides long. Its product is annotated as Zinc finger protein 622. Gene Ontology annotation, biological process: ribosomal large subunit biogenesis. Bases 1 to 1179 code for a protein of 392 amino acids. Gene Ontology annotation, molecular function: nucleic acid binding; zinc ion binding. The record is from RefSeq and is a predicted model, not a curated record. Gene Ontology annotation, cellular component: preribosome, large subunit precursor. The transcript is spliced from 2 exons. NCBI's taxonomy places the organism in Eukaryota, Metazoa, Nematoda, Chromadorea, Rhabditida, Strongyloididae.